AAACAAAGCCCCCUCUCAGAACGGAGUGUGCUGUGGACGGUCGUGUACGAGUGCGGAUUUUCAGCGCUGAAAAGUGGUAUUUUUCAAUGAAAAACACUGGAAGAGUGCUGAUUUUUCGGCGGAAAAUGUGCCCCGCAUAGUGCUUGGUGUAUUCGGUGGUUUGAGUGAUUCAGAUGAGAUGUGUUGAGUGCCCCAUGAGGGAAGUUACAAUAAAAUGUGGAUUACUAACAGGAAGGAUUAUGAUUUACGGAUUAUAGUGUCUUCCUUGGGACUUCUCUUCUUGGUUCACGCAGCAACAGGGUUCGUUUCUUGUUCACCAAGUCCCUGCAAGAACGGCGGAACAUGCAUAUCAUCACCAAAAGGCGACUCCUUCUGCAACUGCACCGCAAAAUACGUGGGCGAAUACUGCCAGCACCUCAAUCCUUGCCACACAGGACCCGGACCUCGGUGUCAGAACGGCGGUUCGUGUCUAGUGCGCGUAUCUCCCGGUGGAUCUCCUAGCUUUACGUGUCGGUGUCCUUUAGGAUUUAGUGCGUCGUUAUGCGAAAUACCGAUCGCGAACUCUUGUGACCGAAGGCCGUGCUUGAAUGGAGGCACUUGCUCUCUGUUAUCCUCCCUGGAGGCGUACCAGUGUUCGUGUGCACCAGGAUACACAGGCAACCACUGCGAGAAGGAAGACCAUUGCGCCUCCCAGCCUUGCAGGAACGGCGCCGAAUGCACUUCCGUCGGCGAUUCGUAUAAGUGCUCGUGCGCGCCAGGAUUCACGGGUCCUACAUGCAAGGACGACAAGGACGAAUGCAGACACAAGCCGUGCGUACACGGGAAGUGCCACAACACACACGGCAGCUACACGUGCACCUGCGACGAAGGCUACACGGGUCAAAACUGCGAGAGCGAAUAUAUACCAUGUGAUCCGAGUCCGUGCCUGAAUGGCGGACAGUGUCGCCAACGUGACAAACAUACAUAUACCUGUGAUUGUCCGACGGGUUUCCGCGGCACCAACUGCGAAGAAAACAUCGACGACUGCCCAGGCCAUCAAUGUCGUAACGGCGGUACGUGCAUAGACGGCAUAAACUCGUACACAUGCCAAUGUCCUCCAACCUACACGGGUCGAUAUUGCACCCAAGACGUGGACGAGUGUUCUUUACGACCUUCAGUGUGCCAGAACGGUGCCACCUGCACCAAUAGCGUCGGCGGCUUCUCGUGCAUCUGUGUUAACGGAUGGACCGGCGCCGACUGCUCCGUUAACAUCGACGACUGCGCCGGCGCCGCUUGUUUUAACGGCGCCACGUGUAUCGACAGGGUUGGGAGCUUCUACUGCCGCUGCACACCAGGAAAAACAGGCCUCCUUUGCCAUCUCGAUGACGCAUGUACCAGUAAUCCUUGCCAUGCCGAUGCCAUAUGUGAUACAAGUCCCAUCAAUGGAUCGUACACCUGCAGUUGCGCCUCGGGAUACAAGGGCAUCGAUUGUUCCGAAGACAUAGACGAGUGUGAGCAAGGUUCUCCCUGCGAACACGACGGCAUCUGCGUCAACACCCCCGGCAGCUUCGCCUGCAACUGUACCCAAGGCUUCACCGGCCCCCGUUGCGAGACCAACGUCAACGAAUGCGAAUCACAUCCUUGCCACAACGACGGAUCCUGUUUGGACGAUCCCGGAACGUUCAGAUGCGUUUGUAUGCCAGGUUUCACCGGCACGCAAUGCGAGAUCGACAUCGACGAAUGCAAAGACCAACCCUGCCUCAACGGCGGCGUCUGCCACGACCUCAUCAACUCCUUCAAAUGCAGCUGUGCCAUAGGCUUCACCGGCUCCCGGUGCCAGAUAAACAUCGACGACUGCAUCUCGAACCCGUGCCGCAACGGCGGCAUCUGCCACGACUCCAUCGCCGGCUACACGUGCGAGUGUCCCCCAGGAUUCACCGGCUUGUCCUGCGAGACCAACAUCAACGAUUGCCAGUCAUCGCCGUGCCUCCACGGCGAGUGCCUCGACGGCGAGAACUCCUUCACGUGCACCUGCCACCCGGGCUACACCGGCUUACUGUGCCAACACCAAAUCAACGAAUGCGAGUCCAACCCCUGCCAGUACGGCGGCAAGUGCCAGGAUCUGGUCAACGGGUACCAGUGCCUGUGCAAAGCGGGCACGUCGGGCCCCAACUGCGAGAUCAACGUCAACGAGUGCUACAGCAACCCGUGCAGGAACAACGCGAGAUGCGUGGACGGGAUCAACAGCUACAACUGCGAGUGUAUUCCGGGCUUCACGGGUAAGCACUGCGAGAAUGACAUCGAUGAGUGUGCUUCCAACCCCUGUGCCAACGGGGGCGUGUGCAUUGACAUGAUCAACGGUUUCCGUUGUGAGUGCCCUCGUGGAUACUACGACGCUCGUUGUCUGAGCGACGUUGACGAGUGCAGUUCGAACCCUUGCAAACAUGGCGGAAGCUGCGAAGAUGGCGUCAAUCAGUUCAUCUGUCACUGUAAAGCCGGCUACAGCGGCAAACAGUGCGAGAUCAAUAUUGACGAGUGCGCUUCCAAUCCGUGCCAACACGGCGGGAUCUGCAGGGAUCACUUGGCGUCGUACACCUGCGAGUGUCUGCCAGGUUAUACCGGUGUUAAUUGCGAAACUAACAUCGACGACUGCGCCAUCAACCCGUGCAAGAACCGAGGUACUUGCAUCGACCAAGUCAACGACUACAAGUGCGUCUGUGAGCUACCCUUCACCGGACGGAAAUGCGAAGAGAAAUUGGAUCCGUGUACCCCUAAUCGGUGUCGGCACAACGCCAAGUGUACUCCUAGUUCGAACUACAAGGAUUUCGCGUGUACUUGCAUCGGUGGCUACACGGGGAGGUUUUGCGACCAAGACGUCGACGAGUGCGUCGUUUCUAAGCCUUGUCGCAACGGCGCCACUUGUCGCAACACGAACGGGUCGUACCACUGCAUGUGUGCGCGUGGUUUCGAAGGAAAGGAUUGCUCGAUUAAUACCGACGAUUGUGCAUCAUAUCCUUGUCAGAAUGGUGGUACUUGUUUGGAUGAUAUUGGCGAUUAUACGUGUUUGUGUGUCAACGGAUUCGAGGGAAAACAGUGUGAUAUAGAUAUAGAUGAGUGUUUGUCGAAUCCUUGCCAUAAUGGAGCCACUUGUAACCAGUAUGUUGAUUCGUACACGUGCACUUGUCCCUUGGGUUUUUCGGGGAUUAACUGUCAAACGAACGAUGAGGACUGUACGGAGAGUAGUUGUAUGAAUGGAGGGACUUGUAUUGAUGGGAUUAAUUCGUACACGUGCACCUGUAAGCCUGGUUAUACGGGUUCCAACUGCCAGAACCGCAUCAAUUUGUGUGACAGCUCUCCUUGCCUGAAUGGCGCCACUUGCCAAGACCACACGACCCACUACACUUGCCAUUGCCCCUACGGUUACACUGGAAAAGACUGCGGCGAGUACGUCGACUGGUGCGCCACCAACCCGUGCGAAAACCAAGCCAAGUGCCAACAAGACAAAAACCAAUACCAGUGUAAAUGUGGCGUGGGAUGGACCGGGAAAGUCUGCGACGUCGAAAUGGUCAGCUGCAAGGACGCAGCCUUACGCAAAGGAGUCCUCCUGCGCUCCCUCUGCAACAACGGUACCUGCGAAGACAUCGGCAACUCCCAUCGGUGCCACUGUUCCGACGGCUACACCGGCUCCUACUGCCAACAGGAGAUCAACGAGUGCGACUCAGCCCCCUGCCAAAACGGUGCCACGUGUAAGGACCUCGUCGGGUCGUACUCGUGCCACUGCGCCAAAGGCUUCCAAGGGCAAAAUUGCGAGCUCAACGUCGACGACUGCAAACCCAACCCGUGCCAGAACGGUGGCACUUGUCACGAUUUGGUCAACGGGUUCUCGUGCAGUUGUCCCUCGGGUACUCUCGGCCUCCUGUGCGAGAUCAACAUCGACGACUGCCGCCCCGGCGCUUGCCACAAUAACGGUACUUGCUUGGAUAAGGUCGGCGGCUUCGAUUGCAAGUGUCCGCCAGGGUUCGUGGGUCCGCGCUGCGAGGGCGACAUCAACGAGUGUCUGUCGAACCCGUGCUCGAACGCCGGUACUCUGGACUGCGUCCAGCUGGUCAACGACUACCAUUGCAACUGUAAAGCGGGUUUCAUGGGGCGGCAUUGCGAGUCCAAGGUGAACUUCUGCGCGACUUCGCCGUGCCAGAACGGCGGGAUUUGCACGACGAUCCACGCGGGACACAAGUGCUCGUGUCCGGAAGGGUACUACGGGAAGAACUGCGAGUCGAGCGGGUACGACUGCGAGCCGAAUCCGUGCCAGAACGGCGGGGUUUGCCGAAUUUCGGAUGGGGAAGGCUACGUGUGCGAUUGCCCGCUGGGUACCGCCGGUACUAAUUGCGAAAUUGACUCGCUGAAUGAGUGCAAUAGCAAUCCGUGUCAACAUCCUGAUGCGAUGUGUCAGGAUAAAUUGGGUGAUUACGCGUGCUAUUGUCCGCCGAAACAAACGGGAAAGAACUGCGAGAUUUACGACAGGAGUGCGACGGGAGGCUUGGGGAAGGCGGUGGUGCCCAAGAUGGACCUGAGCAGUUUCUACGCACAGGAUUUGGAAAAACAGCGCCAGCAAUGCAACCAGAACAAGUGCCCCAUGAAACGCGGCAACGGCCGCUGCGACGAGGAAUGCAACACCUACGCCUGCGAGUUCGACGGUAACGACUGCUCCUUGGGCAUAAACCCGUGGGUCAAUUGCACUGCGUCCAUCCGUUGCUGGGAGGUCUUCAUGGACGGCAUCUGCAACGAAGACUGCAACAACCCCCAGUGCUUGUUCGAUGGACGCGACUGCGAAAAGUCGCUGCAACCCUGCAACCCCAUCUACGACGCCUACUGCCAAAAGCACUACGCUAACGGUUACUGCGACUACGGUUGCAACAACGCCGAGUGUAACUGGGACGGUUUAGACUGCGAGAAAGCACCUCCUGAACUCGCAGAUGGCGUGAUUUCCAUGGUUAUUCUCAUGGACAUGCAAGGUUUUAAGAAAAAUCUUGUGGCAUUCUUGAGGGACACGAGCCACCAGUUGAGGACUAACGUGAGGGUGAAGAAGGACCAGAAUGGGCAGGAUAUGAUUUAUCCUUGGGUGGGGACUGGACCUAGUAGCUUGCAGAAUAGCUACUACACGCGGAAACAUCAUGUGGCUUAUACAGAACAAGCGCAGUCGGGGGUUAUAGUGUACCUGGAGAUCGACAACAGGAAGUGCACCACGUUGGCCGAAAGCAACGAAAAUUGCUUCCAAACGGCAAGCGCAGCGGCCGAGUUCUUGGCGGCGAAAGCCUCCAAGCACACUCUGUCGGAGUCCUUCCCUAUUUAUCAAGUGAACGGAUCCGUGGGCGACGUCGACAACGACAUCGACACCCCCACGAACGCCAAGUACGUCGUCUUCGGGAUAAUCAUCGUGUUUGCUAUAAGCAUCGCCAUCGGAGUCAUCGUCACCACGCAACGGAAACGCGCUUCGGGUAUCACUUGGUUCCCCGAAGGCUGGACCUUGGCGACCAACGGACCCAGAAGACGUUCCCGUAGACGCGGCCCCGAAGGCCAGGAGUUGCGCAACAUGAGCAAGAACGCCUCGAUUCCGGGAAUGGAGAUCGACAACCACGGCCAACACGGCCACGUCCCGCAGUGGUCCGACGACGACUCCGACAUGCCGCAGCCGAAGAGGUUCAGAGGGUUGGAGGCCGGCUACGCCAGCGACCACACCGGCAUCACCGACUACGAGGAGGCCGAGCCGCGGGUAUGGUCGCAGCAGCACCUGGAGGCCGCCGACAUCAAACCCAUCUCGAUGCUGACGCCGCCUCAGGGCGACCACAACGACAUCAACGCCAGAGGUCCGUGCGGGAUGACUCCGAUUAUGGUGGCGUCGACUCGCGGCGGCGGGAUGGACACCUGCGACGACGACGAAGACGACUCUGCCGGCGCGGUUAUCCAGGACCUGGUGGCGCAAGGGGCCGAGUUGAACGCGACGAUGGACAAGACGGGCGAGACGUCGUUGCAUCUGGCGGCUCGCUACGCUCGCGCUGACGCCGCCAAGAGGUUGCUGGAUGCGGGGGCGGACGCCAACGCUCAGGAUAACACCGGGAGGACGCCACUCCACGCGGCGGUGGCGGCGGACGCUCUGGGGGUGUUCCAGAUUUUGUUGAGGAACAGAGCGACCAAUUUGAACGCGAGGAUGCACGAAGGCACGACGCCGCUGAUCUUGGCGGCGAGGUUGGCGAUCGAGGGGAUGGUCCAGGACCUGAUUAGUGCAGAGGCGGAUAUUAACGCCGCCGAUAAUUCCGGGAAGACGGCACUGCAUUGGGCGGCGGCGGUUAAUAACGUGGAGGCGGUGAAUGUGUUGUUGGCGCAUGGGGCGAACAGGGAUGCCCAAGACGACAAGGAUGAAACCCCGUUAUUCCUAGCUGCUCGUGAGGGUUCGUACCAAGCAUGCAAAGCUCUCCUGGAGGCCUACGCCAACCGGGAGAUAACGGACCACAUGGACAGGCUGCCCAGAGACGUGGCCAGCGAGCGCCUCCACCACGACAUCGUGCGACUGCUCGACGAGCACGUCCCCAGGAGCCCGCAAAUGGUGAACGUCAUCCCCAACACAUCCAUGAUGACGUCGCCGACGGGCCAGCUCCAGCUACAGCAACCCACCGUGAUCGUUCCUAAGCGACAAAAAUCGAAAAGGCCGAGCAAAAACGCCAACAACAACAACAACAACAACGUCUCCGUCGACCCGACGAGUCCCGAGAUGGACUUGACGAACACCGGAAGUAUACGAAGAAAAGCCAGCGUGAAAAAGACGAAGAAGAACACGCAACACGUUGAGGUGCCACAGAGUGUCGACUCCAUAACGUCGACUCUCAGUCCGGUGGAGUCGCCCAUGACGAAUUUGCCGAGUCCGUACGACACGGCGUCGAUUUACUCGAACAUGGGGUUGACACCCCAGGGGUUGGAGAGUUUGAUGGGGAGCAAGCAGCCGCCGAGUUACGAGGACGUGGUGAAGAACAACCCCCCGAUGCAUAACCUGGUGAACUUGGAAAACUACGGGGCGUUCACUUUGGGGAACUUCCACGAUACGAUGAUCAUGCAGCAGCGGCAGCUGCAGCAAGCCAAUACUUUGAGCCCGCCUUAUUCUAAUCAGUCCCCGCCUCAUUCAGUGCAAUCUAACAUGUCGCUUUCCCCCCAAGGCUACAACGGCUCCCCUUCUCCUGCCAAGACACGCCCUUCUUUGCCUACAAGCCCCACCCACAUAGCCGCCAUGCGCGCGGCCACCCAACAAAAGCACGGGGGCGUGCCCCAGGCCCAAAACCUGCAAAUGGGGUUCGAUUUUAGUCAGACGGGGUUGGAGCUGCCGCUGGCGUACCCCACGGGGCUGCUGAACAACACCAACUCGACUCUGCAGCCGCAGCAGUUUCAGCAGAACUAUUACUUGACGCCGCCCUCGCAGCACUCCGAUCAUUUGUUGCCGGAUAAUUUUCCCACCCCCAGCCCGGAGAGUCCGGGCCAUUGGUCGUCCAGCUCGCCGCGGUCCUGCAACUCCGACUGGUCGGAGAACGUGGCGAGCCCCAACACGUACAGCUCGUCGACCGGACAUCAGACGAAUAAGGGGUCUGAUGCUAUUUAUAUUUAAGAUGUUAGAUAUGUCAAUGGUCUCAUUUUUAAACGCCAAAAUUUAACAACUGUACCUAGAAUCCAUCGCGUGCCUUUGCAUUUGUUGAAGCAUUGUAAUAUUUUAUAGAUGACAACUUGUACAUAUUUUUACUAUAUAUUUUUUAUUAGUUUUUUAUUUUUUAUCUCAAAUCACAUGACAUUCGAAAUGUAAACAUAGUUAAGGAACUUCCAUUUUUUUAUAGCGUACAGAAUUCAUAAUUCUCAUUAGUUAGCGUGUCUGUGAUUCAGAUAACGAGAGGGCCGGUGCUCACCGCCGGCGGCCUUGAAAAGGUAAACUGUUAGCUCAAAGAGUGCGGGUCGGUGGUGGUGAGUGGUGGCCCUCUUCGACGAUAAAUAUGACAAUAUUGCAUACAUGAUAUUUUUAGAUUUGUUAAUAUUUUUGAUAAAGCUAUUUAGGUAUUUAAAAAUCCAGUUUUAAGCACAUUCCGUUGUUGGGAACAUUUUUAGACGUCUUUCAAUAGUUGUUAUUGCACAUUUUAUAUGAAAAUCGCAGUAAAUUAUGUAUUAUAUUAUGAAUGAAACCACAGUUCAUAGAGUAAUGAUAAUUUAUACGUUAUUUGUAUAUCACUCUCUUUUUAUUAAAUCCUUGUAAAAAGUACUGAUUAGGUCACUAAUUAUCGUGGAUUAUUUUAAGGUUCUAUUAGUUGAAACACCAAUACUUCAAAAGAAGCAUGUGGAUACUUUUAUUUUAGUUGUUAAGGACGCAAAUGCUUUUGUACUAUAUACAUAAAUAAAUUCAAUUUUUUUAAGAAAA
Molecule: messenger RNA, 8422 nt
Organism: Zophobas morio
Lineage: Eukaryota; Metazoa; Arthropoda; Insecta; Coleoptera; Tenebrionidae
Gene: N
Product: neurogenic locus Notch protein
Exons: 16
Coding region: 215-7627 (2470 amino acids)
Biological process (GO): cell differentiation; multicellular organism development; Notch signaling pathway
Cellular component (GO): membrane
Molecular function (GO): protein binding; calcium ion binding
Source: RefSeq, a predicted model, not a curated record